AUGCGUAUCCCAUUCAUAGUCUUGGGGCUGCUGCUGGUGACUACGGUAUUUGCCAAUGACUCGACUCGCGUUUUCAUCGGAGAGCUCUUCGAGCACAACCUCGGCGACAACUUCACUGUGGCAUCUGGAAAAAACAAUCGCCCGCUUCCCUCUUGGCUUAUGAUCCGCGAUCAGAUUCUUACUGGUAUCCCGACCGAGAACGAUGUUGGCAAGCACACUGUUAUGGUGAGUCAGAAGAUCACAUCGAGGAGACGCAAGCCCACUUACCUGUACCUGAAUGUCGAGGAGGAGGUUAUCAGCCCAUGUGGAACCAUAAACAACACCUUCUGGAUGGAGACUUAUCAUGAGCAGGAAGCAACUCUCGCCAACCGUAUUGAGACUGCUUUAGCUAUGAACGAGCUGGAAUUGGAUCCAAAUGUGAAGACCGUCCGUGUCUACUCGUACAACUUCAGUUUGAUCAACCGUAAUCUCGAGGAAAUCGGUCAGGAAGCAGUUAAUGGAAAUUACAUGGCUAUCUGGAGAGUGGCUUGUGAGGAUUUCGACGAGGCUGUCAACUACAUGGACGAAUUUGUCGAUCGGGAGGAUGUCGACUACGACUCUCUCAAGCUCGCUAAGGGAUUCUUCAAGAAAGGAGUCGCUCCAACCCCAACUCCAGAGCCUGUCGAGGAGGAUGAGACCACCACCGAGUACCUUCGUACAACCACUGAGUUGAUCCGUACCACCAGAAGAGUAUUUAAUGACAACAAGCCAAUUCUUCUGAACCGACUUCCAUCGUUUGUAUGCACUAGAGGAGAAAUCUGUGAACUCCGCGUGCCAGCUGAAACCUUCAAAGAUGCCGAGGACGGUGACACCUUCAAGAUGAAGCUCACUGUGCUUGCUUUGGACAACGCCGAGGUCUGGAUGAUCAACGAGGCUAACAAGGGACUGAUCGGAAUCCCAAUGCGCACUGGAGAGUUCAACUAUCGUCUCGAGGCUCGUGAUAAAGCUGGACAACUCGCUUCUGCUCCAUUCCAAAUCAAUGUGAAGCCAGCUCUCCCAACCAACCACCGCGUCGAGCUCGAAAUGGACAUGCCAACUCCACAGCAGAUGGCAACGAACCCAGCCAAGAGAAACUUGUUGAUGCGCGCCCUUGCCAGAUCCCUCAAAGCUCCAAUCAACACCUUCACCAUUCAGGAGAUUGGAUCCAAGAACAACAAGACCAUGGUGGCUUUCAGUAACAACUCCAUUCCAUACAAGGUCUGUGAUAAGGUUGCUCUGGAUGCGAUGGCUUCCAAGAUGAUCAUGAAACAGAAAAUGAGAACCAAGACCGAGUUUGUGAAGACUAUGGGAAAUCAGUUCUACGUCCGUCGUGCCACAAUGAUUCGUCACGGAAACUGCGAUGAGACUGUCGAGAUCAGCACCACAGCCCCAACCAUCCAAUCCAUGCAAGAAGCCGACUCUCAGCUCCUUCUCAUCUGCAUCUUGCUAUUCCUUCUUCUGGCCAUCGCCGUCGCCAUCAUCAUCUACUGCGCGUGCAUCAAGAAGAGCGGAAAAAAGAAGUCUCCAAGCACGGAGUACGUCUCCAAGGGACUUCCAGUUGUCUUCCCAGAUGAGGUUGAGGAGAACGACCCGACCAACGCUGGAACUCCAAUGUUGGCUCGUGAGGAGCGCCCGCCAUUGAAGGUCUCGCAGCACGAGAACCCAUUAUACAAGCCACCGCCACCAAUCGCCAGCAACUCGCCACGUCUCGGACACGCUUCCUCCUCUUCCAACCAGAGACUUCAAUCGCCAUUCAUCCCUCCCUAA
This is a messenger RNA of Caenorhabditis briggsae, 1785 nucleotides long. RefSeq names its product Protein CBR-DGN-1 (gene Cbr-dgn-1). NCBI's taxonomy places the organism in Eukaryota, Metazoa, Nematoda, Chromadorea, Rhabditida, Rhabditidae. Gene Ontology annotation, cellular component: dystroglycan complex; sarcolemma; dystrophin-associated glycoprotein complex. The record is from RefSeq and is a predicted model, not a curated record. The transcript is spliced from 4 exons. Gene Ontology annotation, biological process: axon guidance; nerve development; morphogenesis of an epithelium. The coding region runs from base 1 to 1785 and encodes 594 amino acids. Gene Ontology annotation, molecular function: calcium ion binding; laminin binding.